AUGCUUCUCAGUGGAGGGUUGUUCUGCCUGUUAUAUUUCCCUCUGAUCCAAGGAAGGCAUGAGACAUUGCCUAGGGACUGGCUGGUGGGUUUAUCCCAGAGAGACAGGUCUCUGUGCCAUUUGGUCGCCAGUGACCAUUCGGCCCACUCUUUAAGUUUCCUAGCCCGGCUCCAAGGGUUCCACGAUAGACUAGUCCUCUUCCAAACCAGCUGGAGCUGGCAGGGUCAGCUGGAGCAAUGCAUCUUCUGGGAGGAGGAGACUAUCACUAGCGCUUACCUGGCUUCUUGCCUUGAGAAGCAGGGCAAGCCACUGAGCACCGGUGCUUUCCUGCCAGAGUGGGACUCCCGCCUGGACACGGCCCUGCUACACCCGGAGCAGUGGGCUGUCAACUGCUCCAGCCCGCUGCCCUUUGAGGCUGGCCGUGGGCUUCGGGCUGACCCGCCGCCUCCAGGCUGGCCCUCACGGAGAAGGAGGAACGCUCCCCGUGCUCCUAUGGGGAGACUCGACACCCCGGGCGAAUCCUCAUUCUUCCAGCACCAUCGGGCAGGAGCCAGGCGCAGCCGCCGGACUUUGAGAUUUCCUGGCACCCUUUGGUGUGGCGCUGGAGAUUCUGCUGAGAACUACGCCGACUUAGGAAUAUUCCAUCAGACAGAUUCAUGCUGCAGAGAACACGACCACUGUAAACACACAUUGUCUUCUUUUGAAUACAACUAUGGAGUAUGGAACAUCAGACUGCACACAGUAUCCCACUGUAACUGCGACGAAAUGUUUAGGAGAUGCCUCCUGAAUGUAAAUGAUACUAUCUCCACAAUUGUUGGGCAUGCAUAUUUCAGCUUUCUCCAAGUGCCCUGUUUCGAUCUGAAGCCAGUUGAACGUUGUGUUAAGAAGACCCAAUGGAACCAUUGCAAUAUCACUGAACAAGUGCUGCAGGCUGUUUUUCGUUCUCAACCGAGGUACAGUUGUACCCAGCCCAGUUUAGAUGAGCUUCAGAUGGGAUUGGAGUCUAAACCCAUGGCAAGUUCUGCAGCAACCAGCAGACAGAGCCAAACAGUCACUAGCCUCUCUGCUGGACCCACUACUCGUCAUACAUUGCUAAAUUUAACCCAAAAGAUCAAAAGGAAAAACAAAGAUUGUCACGAGUGCAAAGAUGACCAGAUGCAGAAAACUGAAGUUAUUUCUCAAAAUAGCUUGAUGACCACAAUGGCUACCACUAGACUGGCUUUUAACUCCAUCAUUGAACAGAAGUCAAUCCCUGUUGCUGUGGAGAAAAAGAAUGGCCCCAAAAGGCUUUUGCAGAGAAAUGUCUCUAAGGCUUUAAACAACCAGAUGAAUGGGACCAUGGCUGUUGGAUUGGAUGAAUAUAUCAGUAAAGAACAUGGUUUCACCAUUCAGGGAAGACCGAACACAACAGCCAAUUUGACCAAUAGUUUGGACUCCACCAUAUCGGGCAAACACAUAAUCGGGCCUUUGAUAAAGCAGGAUACCAUGAAAAAUGAGGUCACUAGCUCCUUUACUUCUGCAAGGAAGGCAUUCAACUUGAGCAGCGUUUCUAAGAACAGUAAUUCAAAAUCUUUCCCAAGUGGCAGUGACAGAAAAGGCCACACACCAACAGGUCUGCAAAGUAAGAUGGGAAACUGGAGCCAAUCUGAAAUCCUCACCAGCUCCCCCAGUACUCGUCAAAAUCUGGAUCCAAGCACUCCUCGUUCAACUGCAUUGAAAGGUACUUCCACAGGUUGCAGCAUUUACAAACCCCUGGAUCGGUGUAGGCGCAAGAUCUCUCCACAGGAAUUCAAGUUCUCAUAUUACAACCAGCAGUCCAGGACUCUCUAUCACUGUUCCUGCAUGAAGAGAUUGGCAAAUCAGAUGAACAAAUAUGUGAAUGGGAGCGCAGUGGAGUGGCUGUUGUCUGAGUUUGUGUUACCACGCUGUUUCUGGCUGAAAUCAGCGCCAAGGAAUUGCAAUAAUGAGGAGCCAAGGAGGUGUGAUAAACAAUCAGGUUCCCCUGUGGCUAUCCUUUCCAAGUAUGAGUAUCUCAAGAGGAUUCUACAAGACCUUAGCAUUAUAGAUGAAUUCUUCAAUCCACUAACAGAUGAGCAAGAAAGAUACAAGAAUGGAACAUCCAAUGUCACCAAUUCCAGUAAAUUGUAUGACAAGUGUUUACAAUUGACUCAGGCUUGA
This is a messenger RNA of Stegostoma tigrinum, 2178 nucleotides long. It is a transcript of the gene pla2g3, whose product is annotated as phospholipase A2 group III. Gene Ontology annotation, molecular function: A2-type glycerophospholipase activity. The coding region runs from base 1 to 2178 and encodes 725 amino acids. The transcript is spliced from 7 exons. Lineage: Eukaryota; Metazoa; Chordata; Chondrichthyes; Orectolobiformes; Stegostomatidae. Gene Ontology annotation, biological process: arachidonate secretion; phospholipid metabolic process. The record is from RefSeq and is a predicted model, not a curated record.